This is a messenger RNA of Saccostrea cuccullata (small rock oyster), 1740 nucleotides long. RefSeq lists its product as uncharacterized. Gene Ontology annotation, molecular function: protein binding; zinc ion binding. The transcript has a single exon. The coding region runs from base 29 to 1657 and encodes 542 amino acids. NCBI's taxonomy places the organism in Eukaryota, Metazoa, Mollusca, Bivalvia, Ostreida, Ostreidae. The record is from RefSeq and is a predicted model, not a curated record.
AAAUUAGAUUGAAACCCCAACUGACACAAUGGACUCAAGAUUUUGUGCCCAGGACAUCCUGAGAUGUGACUUCUGCAAAGACCGAGUUGUACAAAUGUACUGUAACUUGUGUCCAAUGAGCCUGUGUAAGAAUUGUGUGGUGGACCACAUCUCCGAUGUCUCUAAGAAGCAUGAUGUGGUGCCAAUUGCUUUGAAAAGAUCCAAACUUGUGUACCCUCAAUGUUCAACUCAUACUGAAGAGCACUGCGAAAUGCACUGUGAAGAUUGCAAUACUUUGGUGUGUCAGAAAUGUGUCAUUUCUGAUGAGCAUAAGCGACACCAUUUCAAAAGUCUACAGGACUUAGUUAACUCCAAGAAAGAAAGCAUUGAAAAGGAAAGAAAAAGACUGAAAGAAACGGUUUACUCAACAUUUGAAGAAAAUAUUACUGACAUAGAAACCCAGCUAGCUGAAAUUGAUGGAAAAUAUGAGAAACUUGCAUCAGAGGUCACAAAACAUGGAGAAGAAUGGCACAGAGAAAUUGACAAAGUUAUAGAGAAAAACAAAGAAGAAAUCAAUGAGAUGAGAAACCAACACAGAGAUGCACUAAUCAAACAUCUACAUGAUAUGAAGAAACUUGCAGCUGAUAUCAAACAGUCUAUAUCCGAAACUGAGGACAUUUUACAAUCUAAAGAAGUAACCAGAUCACUUUCCUAUGAGAUAAAUUCAGAUAAAUUCAACAAACUUCCAUCCAAACUGAUAGUCAAGUCUCCUGAGUUUACUGGAAAUAAUAAUCAUAAACAAUGUUCUCAAAUGUUUGGUUCUCUGUCAACAUUAUCCAUUACAGAAGCUGUAUCCAGUCUUCCAGUCAAACCACUGCUUGAUGAACCAGAGCUCAUCACCACCAUAGACACUGAGUAUAAAAACAUAUUCAGUGUUACCUGUCUCAGUGAUGAAGAAAUCUGGACAUGUGGAAAUGACAAAAUCAUGAAACUCUACAACCUCCAGGGCAAACUACUGAAGUCAAUCCAAACCAAGUCUAAGAAUGAACCACAGGACAUAGCAGUGACAAGGAGUGGAGAUCUAGUUUAUACUGACCCUGGUACAAGAACUGUAAACAUAGAGAAGAAUGACCAGAUACAGGAAGUUAUAAGACUACAGGGAUGGAAACCUUACUUUGUCUGUAGUACCUCCUCUGAUGACCUCCUGGUUACCAUGAACAGUGAUGAUGAUAAACAAUCUAAAGUUGUCCGUUACUCUGGCUCCACAGAGAAACAAACCAUUCAGUUUGAUAGUGAAGGUAAACCUCUGUAUUCAUCUGGUGAGCUUAAAUACAUCAGUAAGAACAAGAACCUGGAUAUCUGUGUGGCUGACCAUAAAGCCCGUGCAGUAGUGGUGGUUAAUCAGGCAGGAAAACUCCGAUUUAGAUACACUGGUCAUCCCUCUACUACCAAGAGAUCAUUUGGUCCAGUCGGUAUCACAACAGACAGCCAGAGUCAGAUCCUGACAGCAGACCAUUACAACGACUGUAUCCACAUCCUAGAUCAGGACGGACAGUUCCUCUGUUACAUUGAUAACUGUGAUCUAUACCGUCCAUUGGGUUUAUGUGUAGACACCAGAGACAACCUCUUUGUGGCUGAGUGUCUCAGUGGUAAAGUGAAGAAAAUCAAGUACAUGUAAACAGAGUGUUCAUUCAUCUCAUAAGAAAUGUUUGUGAAAGAUUUUUUUCCAUCAUAGGAAAGUAACAAGCAGCAGUUCAAAUA